Lynx canadensis (Canada lynx) is the source of this 2648-nucleotide messenger RNA. RefSeq names its product selenoprotein I (gene SELENOI). Gene Ontology annotation, cellular component: Golgi apparatus; endoplasmic reticulum membrane. Lineage: Eukaryota; Metazoa; Chordata; Mammalia; Carnivora; Felidae. Gene Ontology annotation, molecular function: ethanolaminephosphotransferase activity. Gene Ontology annotation, biological process: phosphatidylethanolamine biosynthetic process. The record is from RefSeq and is a predicted model, not a curated record. The transcript is spliced from 10 exons.
AGGCCGCUACGCGUGCGCGGUGGGCGGAGCGCAGCUCUCUUACCACCUUUGCCUGCCCAAGCCUUCCCAUCCUUGCUCUGCCGGUGUGGUGCUCGUGUUUCCGCACCUCGUCGCGGAGAGUCGCUGCCGAGUGGGCGCUCGGUGUUCGGGUCGUCAUGGCUGGUUACGAAUACGUGAGCCCGGAGCAGCUGGCUGGCUUUGAUAAGUACAAGUACAGUGCUGUGGAUACCAAUCCACUCUCUCUGUAUGUCAUGCAUCCAUUUUGGAAUACUAUAGUAAAGGUAUUUCCUACUUGGCUGGCUCCAAAUCUGAUAACCUUCUCUGGCUUUCUGCUGGUUGUGUUCAAUUUCCUACUCAUGGCAUACUUUGAUCCUGACUUUUAUGCUUCAGCACCGGGUCACAAGCAUGUACCCGACUGGGUUUGGAUUGUGGUGGGAAUCCUCAACUUCAUAGCCUACACUCUAGAUGGUGUGGAUGGAAAGCAGGCCCGGAGAACCAAUUCCAGCACCCCUUUAGGGGAGCUUUUUGACCAUGGCCUUGAUAGUUGGUCAUGUGUUUACUUUGUUGUGACUGUGUAUUCCAUCUUUGGACGAGGACCAUCUGGUGUCCGUGUUUUUGUUCUUUAUCUCCUACUAUGGGUAGUUUUGUUUUCUUUUAUCCUGUCCCACUGGGAAAAGUAUAAUACAGGGAUUCUUUUCCUGCCGUGGGGAUAUGACAUUAGCCAGGUGACUAUAUCUUUUGUCUACAUAGUGACUGCGAUUGUGGGAGUUGAGGCCUGGUAUGAACCUUUCCUGUUUAAUUUCUUAUAUAGAGACCUAUUCACUGCAAUGAUUAUUGGCUGUGCAUUAUGUGUGACUCUUCCGAUGAGUUUAUUGAACUUUUUCAGAAGCUAUAAAAAUAACACCUUGAAACACAAUUCAGUCUAUGAAGCUAUGGUUCCCUUUUUUUCUCCAUGUUUGCUCUUCAUUUUGUCUACAGCAUGGAUCCUUCAGUCACCUUCAGAUAUUUUAGAGAUACAUCCUAGACUAUUCUACUUUAUGGUUGGAACAGCCUUUGCCAACAUCACAUGUCAGCUGAUUGUUUGUCAAAUGAGCAGUACUCGGUGCCCAACUUUGAAUUGGUUGCUGGUUCCUCUUUUCUUGGUUGUCCUGGUGGUAAACUUAGGAGUAGCCUCUUACGUUGAGAGCAUUCUCCUGUAUACCUUAACAGCUGUUUUCACUCUGGCCCACAUCCAUUAUGGAGUACGAGUGGUAAAGCAGCUGAGCAACCAUUUUCAGAUUUAUCCCUUCUCAUUGAGGAAACCAAACUCGGAUUGACUAGGAACGGAAGAAAAGAGUAUUGGCCUGUAAUCUACAGAAGGAAGUACUGUAAAUAAGAUGCUUGUAAAUAUUUCAUCCAUCACCAUUGAACUAAACUGAUCUGCUUAACAGACACGGGAACUCAGUGUGUAUAGUACUUGGACAAAUGAUCUGAAUUUACGAAAUUUUGGACCUACUAAUUCCCAACUUACUUUUUAUAAAACUGUGUGGCAUUUUGGUUAGGCAUAAUGUACUUUAGACCAGCAAAAUGUUUCUAGUGAUGUUAGCUUCAUGAGUCCAUGAUGUUUUGGUUCGUACAGAGUUAAAGAUGCUUUGUUUUUAUUUUUGGAGCCCCCAGAUUGGUUUAGGAACACUGAUAACAUUAAGAAAACCACAAGAUGUUUUCAUAUUUGAUACUGUUUCAGUGGUAGGUCUUUCGCUAUGGAAGUUAUCAAUAGCCCAAAUCUAAUACGGGGAAAAGAUAAGAGGAAGUUACUGUUAGCCGGAGAUGCCAAAUGAUUACAGAACAAUAUACAGUUGCCAAAUACUCAUUUCUCCUUCCCAUGGAAAUGCCUUUUGUCCUCAUGUGCUAAGAGAGCUAAUAUAUAUAUUUAGAUUCUCUAGUAUUCUGGCUCUCUUUCUUGGGAACAGAUCUUGACAAAUGGUUUAAUUUAAUUUAAUUAAAAAAAAAUUUUUUUAAGUUUAUCUAGUUGGAGAGAGAGAGAGAGAAAGAGAGCACAAGCGGAGGAGGGGCAGAGAGAAGGAGAGACAGAAUCCCAAGCAGGCUCCACGCAAUCAGCACAGAGCCUGAUGUGGGGCUCGAACUCACGAACUGCCAAGAUCAUGACCUGAGCUGAGAUCAAGAGUCAGACGCUUAACCGACUGCACCACCCGGGCGCCCCCGGUUUAAUUUUCUUUUAAAGAGAAAUAUUCUACUGAGACUUAGUAGAGAAUGGAUCAUAAUUGUAGCUCACACAUUAACAUGGUUCAUCGUUUAAAUGUGGUAUUUUCCCCCUCAGCGGCAAGUUGGUGAGAUUUGGUGCCUGCGAACUAUGAUUAUAUGAAUGCAUGUGACAGUCCCAGUCCUGUGAUAAUUACUCGUAAGGAACACAGAUAAACUUCCUUAUAAGAGAAAUUUACCUUGGAGUUAGGAAUCUCACGAACCUCCCUAUGAAUUACUGCUAUGAACCUCACUCUGAAAUUAGUUUCCUGAUUCAAUUUGUUCUUCCGUUCGUCCGUCCUGUCUCUUUUUUGUGGAAGAGAGAGUGCUGUGUUUUUAUUUCAUACAGGAUAAGGAAGUAGACAUUCUUUCUUCCCCAACUUGCCCACUUCUCCACUUCCCCAGUUGAA